CCUUUUUUCUGUUGCGGUGAGUCUGCAACGUAUGCCCCGUCGACGACAGCAUUGCGACCUUUGCGUGGAAGGCCAACCGUCCAUCUGUAAUUAUUGCGGAGGGGCUAACUAUCGUCCAGUGGAAGCAUCCAUUACAACCCGAGCUGCUCUACAUCAAGAAACGAUGGAGGCCGUUCAACAAGCUCGCGCUGCCCUCACAGUCUUGGUUCAACAACAACAGCAAGCUCAACAACAACAGCAGCAAGCUCAACAACAACAGCAGCAAGCUCAACAGCAGCAACAACAAAUCCAAGUCCAGCAAGGACAAGCGCUUCAGAUCGCUCUGCAAGCCAUUCAACAAAACCAAAAUACUGCAGCCAGUCACCCGCUUCCAACGUUCAGCGGAACCAUAGAAGAAGAUGUAUACGUUUGGCUAGAGACGGUCCAGCGAGAGUCAACUGCUGGAGGAUGGAAUGAGGACCGGAAAAGGCGAAUGGUUAACGCGGCUCUGCGUGGCGUUGCAGCUAGCUGGCAGUGGCAACCUCCGGCCGGAACCGUAGAUGAUUGGGCCGGAUGGUCAGCAGCUUUCCGGGACACAUUCCGCAAACGUUACACGUUCAUCGAAUGGGAAACGAUGGUGAAGGCGAGGCAACAAAUGGUGGGAGAAUCUGCUGCACAGUACGCUCUUAGCAAGGCUACUUUACGCCAAUACUGCCCGCAUCAAAUGAGCGAAGCGGGGUUCGUCCCUUAUUUAAUCCACGGAAUCCGUCAUCACCAGUUCGCGCCGGUGUUAGUGCACAGUCAGCUAGCGAAUGUCCACCUUCAUCGAAGCGUAUUCCCGUCUGGAAGCAGCCAUCAUUCACACGCCAGAGAUUCCCGACAAACACAGCAAGACGAUCGAAUCUCUUGUCGCUCAGAAUGCAACCCUCGCUGCACAAGUAUCAGAUCUACAGAAAAGAAUGGCUUUUCAACGACAAGCACCACCAAACCAGCCAGUCCGUCCACCAUCUCAACCAAACAGUCGUCCAUCGAGCCCGCAUCCGGGAAACGGGCAAGCCGGGUCGAUGGGGCAGACCCGGCCAUCGGAACAGUAGAAGCCCCCAAUUGCUCAAUUCGACCGGCGGUAAUAGAAGUAGAUGUGGACAAGAUUGAAAAAAAGGUUAGCGCAUUAGUCGAUCCAGGCGCCACUGUUAAUGUCAUCUGUCGAUCGUUGGUCUGUCAUCUCAAAAUCGAAGAAACGCAAACACCUCCCCUUAGAUUGGCAGACGGAACGGCGUCCAAAGCACCUGCUGGUGAAAUUGUUUUAAACCUCUGUUGGGAAGAAAUAAGUGAAGAAGUAAAAUUUCUCGUGUUCGAAGACCCGUCUCAUCCGAUCAUCUUGGGGACAAACUGGAUAGCUCGAGUCGGAGUGGUUGUCUCCUUAUCGGAAGCCGGAGUCAUGGAAGCCAAAAGAGGUGGCCUGAAAUUGUCAGACCUCCAGAAAAAUGCCCCGAAAUCAGAGACAAACGAUUGGCUGGCAGCUUGUAUGAUGCCCGAAGAAGACAAAUCUUUGUCAAACCACUUAACAGUGCGGAAAGUGACCGUUGUACCCGCCAAAACUCUCGCAUUUAUCCAGAUGGACAUGACGUCACCAGAGAGGAAGACAAUCGGAAAAGAAGAGCACCAGUUUAUCAUCAAUCGCACGUACUCAGCCCGACCAGGAAGAGAGUGGAUAAUCCCAAGCAGCCUGAUCACUGAACAGGAAGAUGGUCUUUUUGUUCCUAUUCUUAAUUUGACAUCAAGAAACAUCCGGUUCUAUGCAGGAGAAGAGCUCGUGGAAGCUGAAAUCGCACCCGAACUGCAGAUACUUGAAUCAACAGAAGAGUUCUUUUGCAGUCUCACUCAACAAAAAGAAAGUAAGCAAGGGUCAUCUGAGUUCGUCACCAGGCUCGUUGCACUCCACACUUUGAACACCACAUUGACACCGGCGAUUCGCGUCCCAUCCGAUCCGCGCCAUACCGAGUCUCUCGGGUAGAAAGAGACUUCAUUCAAACUCAAGUAACAGAAAUGUUGAACAACGAUGUCAUCACUCCAUCUUCCAGCCCGUGGGCGUCUCCGGUUGUGAUGAUUCCCAAGAAGAACGGUAAAAUCCGGUUCUGUAUUGACUAUAGGCGAUUGAAUGCAGUUACUGUACGCGACGUCUAUCCACUACCUCGCAUUGAUGACUUUCUGGAUCGUCUUGGCGGAGCAAAAGUCUUCUCAAGUCUGGAUCUAAAAAGUGGAUAUUGGCAAGUUCCAAUGAGUUCCGACAGCCGAAGAAAAACCGCGUUUAUUACGCCUGAUGGCUUGUACGAAUGUAAACGGCUCCCAUUUGG
Molecule: messenger RNA, 2333 nt
Organism: Daphnia magna
Lineage: Eukaryota; Metazoa; Arthropoda; Branchiopoda; Diplostraca; Daphniidae
Source: RefSeq, a predicted model, not a curated record